CAGGGGCAGACUGACCAUUUGGAAACUCGGCACUGCCCGAGGGCUUGGGGUCAGUUGGGGGCCCCAUGAGAUGCCCCUGGUACCUUUUUCAUAGGCUUUUUUGAGUUUGGGCAAGGACACAGGGGCCCCAUGAUCCUCUAUUGCCGGGGGCCCCAUGAGUUGUCAGUCCACCCCUGGUGUGCCCAUCAUUGCUGCAUAUCAGUGCAGCAUCAUCAGUGCCGCCUAUCAGUGCCCAUCAAUGCUGCCUAUCAGUGCCCA
Staurois parvus is the source of this 258-nucleotide messenger RNA. The record is from the annotation of a GenBank genome assembly. Lineage: Eukaryota; Metazoa; Chordata; Amphibia; Anura; Ranidae.